GCCCCCAGCCACGUCAGCCGCUUGUGACUCCAGUACCGGUACAAUCAAAACAAUCACAUUUUCUUUCUUGACAGUUCUGGUGCUCAAUUUUAUAGGGCCGUACUGUGUUCUAUGUUGAGAAUGGGACCUUCAGCACAUCACCUAAGCAGCUAGAUAUAGCCUGACUGUGGCUGAAAUAACUAACAAGAUAGAGGAUUACGCGUGACCUUUCCCCGUUGCCGAAUAUGACCGGAGAGUAAGAAGUUAUUAUGUACUCCUGGGCAUACAUAUACAUGCAUACAUGAGCCCAUGUCCAUUGAUGGCUUGUUGUGUAGUGGGUCAUGCAAUAUCCAGCCUACUUAGUUCGUCCGUAACUAUGUAUCCAACGGACAGUUAGUUAACCAUGCCAGGGUAGCGAACCCACUGGUGGACGGAGUUAAGGAUUUUGCUCUUAGUUGACGAACGUCCGACGGCUAAACGGCUCGUUGAUUCAUGUGCGGUUCUCCCUGCAUCUGCGCCCCCACGACCCGUCUUGUUAAGACAGAUAUAUGCCGCAGGAGGCGAAGGGGGAGAAUGGAGGACAGCAAUCAGGGUUCAGCGGAGUGGACGAUCGAUCCAUUCAGGGCAGUGGGAAUUUUCAACGGCUGUGGCUCAAGAAUCGGGCUGACAAAGGGACCUGAUAAUUCACUGUUGAUGCAUUAUUAUCAAUAGCUAUUGCUUUCUAUGCUCUUCUAUUCGAGGCUCAACCUAGCCCCCUUUGCUGUACUUCGAGGCUCGGACGUAUAUUACAGGAUGAAGAGUCAUUCAACCCCCUGGGCCAUGGUUGGGUUAUAUAUAGGGCAAUCAUAGCGGAUGAUCCACCUAUUGCUCUUAGAUGCCCGGGGAAUGAAGUUUCUCGGCUAGAACGCUUGUACAAACUUUACAAACAACUAAGAAGGGAACAUGUCUCAAACAGGCGCUGGGGAUAAAGAUGCUAAAAGGCGAGAAUACAACCGAAAUGCUCAGCGGAUAUUUAGUGAGUUUCCAACAGCUCCGAAGAAAGCAAAUUAUUAACAGUUCUCUAGGGCAGCGGCGAAAGGAACAUAUCAGGAACCUUGAGCGAGCACAAAAUGAACGGAUCUCAAACCAGACGGAUGUGAUAGAGCAUCUGCGACUGGAAAACUUGGAACUUCGAAAGGAGAAUGAGUCGUUGUCAAGGCUACGGUCGAACUGCAGUUCCCCUUCGAUGCUAUCAGUUACCGUCCCUUCACACUCCAGCUCAGGAGAACCGAGCUCUCUUAUAACUAUGAGCGACUCCAUCUCCAAUAAAUACUUCCCCAGGGUCCCUGAGGCGCCUCCUGACACUACAUACCCCACUAGCAGCUCCAUAGACGAGCUUAGCAGGUCACUUAACCGAUUAUGCAUCUUUUCUCCAUACGAUAUCAACCGGAUGCGCAGCUAUCUACACUUGCUCUUUCACCCAGUCUUGAGCCUUGUCGUGGAUGGUACACCCCUGGAUACCCGAAUACAUUUUCUCGCCCUCGCAAGUCUGGGUCCGUCCCUUCCUCCAUCACUGCAACCAACGACUCUGCAACUCCAAGUUCCACAUAAUGUGUACGUCGACCUCAUACCGUCACCAUCACUACGAGACGUGUUGCUAAGAUCAGAUCCUGCUAUGGUGGCUGCGUUCUUAGUAGAUGUCUGUACAUUUGCAUGUGACAUUGAUGACCGUGGACAAUUAAUUAUCUGGGGAGAGGAUUUUCUCAAUGAAAUUUCAUGGGAGUUCUCGGUGCCGGUAUUAGAAAAAUGGGGCGGGUGGUUUCUGCCUUCGAUAUGGCAUGAGCGUGCGGAUUUUUGGCGUCGUCACAGAAGUGAUUCCUUUUCGGCCACUGGCUAGCUAGAAAUAGCGCUGGGAAUUUAAUUUUUCGUGAAUUUUAAACAGUUUCAUAGAUAUCUUCGUACUUUAUAUCAGCUCUACUUUCAUAAUAUUUUUGACCUUUUUAUUCAAGCAC
This is a messenger RNA of Trichophyton rubrum CBS 118892, 1970 nucleotides long. RefSeq lists its product as uncharacterized. Lineage: Eukaryota; Fungi; Ascomycota; Eurotiomycetes; Onygenales; Arthrodermataceae. The coding region runs from base 950 to 1855 and encodes 301 amino acids. The transcript has a single exon. The record is from RefSeq and is a predicted model, not a curated record.